AUGGAAAGCACUAAAGCUAGGGAGAAGGAAAACCUUAUUCCAUCCUUAUCUGAAGAAGAGAGGCUUCUUGAAUUAGGCAGGGUGAGUGAAAGGAUGCUCAAAGAAGGUGUAUCAGAAGAGGGCAUUGACGGCUUUAAGGCCUGUGCUGAUAACGUCUCAACCUCCAAUUUGCAUGCGGAUGGGGCAGCUGGGGAUCUGCAAAUGGAUGCGACCCCUAUGUGUUUGCUGAACAGACAGAUGCAAACCUCUUUGUCUUCCUCUUUUCUUGUUGAUCAUUCGUAUGAAAUGAGGGGGAAACAGGUUUUUUCCUUGGAUGAUGAAAAUGGGUUGAGAAGGGAUAAAGAACCACCUGACAGGUUUUUAUUCAGAUCAAGAAAGUUCAAAAGAGUGGGUUGA
Molecule: messenger RNA, 396 nt
Organism: Ilex paraguariensis (yerba mate)
Lineage: Eukaryota; Viridiplantae; Streptophyta; Magnoliopsida; Aquifoliales; Aquifoliaceae
Source: the annotation of a GenBank genome assembly